CCUAAGAGGCCCCCGUCUGGGGGUUGCUUCCCGCGUGCCCGGCAGGGAUCGGGAUUGCGGACGGUCGGAGUUCUCCUGGGCGGCAGUGGCGGCCGUUGAGCAAUAGGGCCAGUGGCCAGUGGCCCUCGUGUGCCCCCGGGGCUCUGAGGAGCGAUAGCAGCUAUGGGCAGCCCACUUGGCCUGCUGUGGCAGAAGGCCAUGAAGACGGCUGUCCCUGUGUGCCGCUGCCUGCACAUGUCCCCUCCGUGGGCCAACAGUAGCAGGGCCUCUCUCUGUCGCCUACGCCGUCAGGUCUAUGCACGACUGUACCCUGUGUUGCUCGUCAAGCAAGAUGGCUCCACCAUCCACAUCCACUACCGGGAGCCACGACGCUUGCUGGUGAUGCCGUUGGACCUGGACAGCCUGCCUCCCGAGGAACGCCGGGUCCGGCUGCGCAGGCGUGAGGCUCAGCUGCGGCCCAAGGAGGAGAAGGACCCAGAACUGCCUGAUGACUUCGAUGUGGAACGGUACAAACGCUUUUGGACCAAGAAGUGAAACCUGACUUAAAGCCACCUAAAGAUGUGAUAAGGAUGUCAGGGAUGCCUGUCUGUACAAGACACAUUCUCUAGCCACUGCCUUGUGUCGGCAUCUUCCUUCUUGG
This is a messenger RNA of Ochotona princeps (American pika), 640 nucleotides long. RefSeq names its product mitochondrial ribosomal protein L55 (gene MRPL55). NCBI's taxonomy places the organism in Eukaryota, Metazoa, Chordata, Mammalia, Lagomorpha, Ochotonidae. Gene Ontology annotation, biological process: translation. Bases 163 to 534 code for a protein of 123 amino acids. Gene Ontology annotation, molecular function: structural constituent of ribosome. The transcript is spliced from 4 exons. Gene Ontology annotation, cellular component: mitochondrial large ribosomal subunit. The record is from RefSeq and is a predicted model, not a curated record.